AAUGAAUAUAACAUGCUAAAACAACUUUCCGUUAGAUGAAUAGUCUGCACACAUUCUCACUCAACGAAUGUUAGGGUUUCGUUUCUUUCAUGCUCCAACUCGGUUUUUGCAGCACUAUUAAGUAUUAAUCCAACAAAAAGAACAUCUGAAAAUGAAACCUGAAUAUGCUGAACGAAUGGCCUUGGAUAGAAUCAGCACACUUCCGCAACCCAUAUUAGAACCCAUCCUAUCUCUUUUAUCAACUGAAGAGGCAGCAAGGACUAGUAUUCUCUCUAAGGAAUGGAGGUACAGGUGGACCACAAUUCCUAACCUAGAGUUUACUUUGCGUAAAAGAACUUCCGAGCUAACAUCUGACGAAGAAAGUGAAAUGAAAUACAUGGACAUGCAUGAUCUACACCAAGUUUUGCUGCUGCGCCAUGGCCCAAUUCACGAGCUCACUCUUUUUAUGGAGGGUUACUGGGAAGACGACGACCUUUUUGAAUUUGAGCAGAUAAUACUUCAUUUGUCGAGGAACCAUAUUGUCAGGGAACUAGUACUUGAUGCAUCGGAGAGCCUUUGGUAUAAAUUACCCAUAUCUGUUUUCUCAUUGCAUCACUUAAUGGAGCUCCAUCUUCGUAGUUUUACUAUUGAGCUUCCAUCAAUAUUCAAUGGCUUUGGUAGCCUUGUAAGGUUAGACCUGAAUGAUGGAGAGAUCUCUACACAAACUCUUCGGCAUCUUUUAUCUAAUUGUCCAACACUUAAGAGCUUGAGUCUGUAUAUUGGCUAUUCAGAUGAUAAAUGCACUAUUAAUGAGCUACUCAAGUGCUUACCUGUGAUUGAAGAGCUGACUAUUUCGUGUGGUGUCUGUGAGUGGCUGGUUCUAGACUCGGAUCCGCAUGAGCUUCCAAUCUCCCUAAUCCACCUCAAAGUCUUAUGUUUGGAAAGAAUGUCUUUUGUUGAGGGCUCCAGAUCAGCUUUACUUUCUGUUUUGAUCAAAUGUUCCCCGAACUUGGAGAGAAUUUACCUACACAUGGCGUGGAGAUCUGAGGGUCAUGAGGAAUACCCUGCUGUAAAGGAUGAAUAUUCAAAUGUUUGGUUGGAGCAUCUGAAAAAAUUGGAUAUUUUAUUUUUCAGCCACUCGCAUGGGAUGGAAUUUCUAAUGGAAUUUGUAAAGUUUAUCUUGGUUAGGUCACCUAAGCUGAAGAAGGUGAGCAUACACACUUCGGAUUAUCUGUAUCGGGGAUCAAUUAUCGUAAAUACGCUCUUAGGGGCCCCACGCGCGUCUCCGGCAGUAAAAUUUAAAAUCAAUGAGUGAGUGAAAAUUGCUUCAAACCUUUAUUGUUUGGCUACUUUGCUGCCAUAUCAGUAUUUGAGAUUUGUGACUUGUUAUUAGUUAUCUAGUAUUGUGGUCAUUUCCGGAUCAAUUAUCAGUUAUUAUUGUGUUAUUUCAUUGUUUGAUUAUAUCUUA
This is a messenger RNA of Helianthus annuus (common sunflower), 1447 nucleotides long. RefSeq names its product F-box/FBD/LRR-repeat protein At1g13570. Gene Ontology annotation, molecular function: protein binding. Bases 152 to 1294 code for a protein of 380 amino acids. The transcript is spliced from 5 exons. NCBI's taxonomy places the organism in Eukaryota, Viridiplantae, Streptophyta, Magnoliopsida, Asterales, Asteraceae. The record is from RefSeq and is a predicted model, not a curated record.